CUCGCAAUUUCUCUCGUACUGGGUUUGUUGAAUUUGAUCGGUGGUAAUCGGAAAGUAAAUUACGUUGAAGCUCUCAGUGUAGAGGAUUCGGGAGGUUAACGUUGAACUGAAUAAUGGAAGGGGAAGAGCUGCAACGUCAUCAGAAUGGUUCUUCUGUUCAUAACCAGACAAUUAGUUAUGGUUAUGGAAGCUCGCUUUCCUACGAUCAAUCUCAAGACAUUGAAUCUGCCGCAAGCAAUGCUCUUCUCCGAGAACAAGAAAUUGAAACGCAGAAGAUUAUACAAGGUCAAAGAGAAGCUGGGUCUUCAGUAGCUGGUGACUCUGAGCAUAACACUGAUAUUCUUCGAUAUCGUACUGACCCCAAUGCUCUGAAGGAACAUUUGCUAAAGUUCACUGCAAAUCAUAGAGCAGAAACAGCUGCAAAGCGUGGUGGGAGUGUGAGUACAUGCGGAGAAGGUAAUGUGGAUGUUGGAAACGGUUAUGGUAUUCCGGGUGGAGUUGCCUACGCGGGUCACUCCGAGCUCAGUGGGAAGCCUGAACCUAUUAAUGCUUCAAACAAUUUGCCUGAAUAUCUCAAACAAAAAUUGAAGGCCAGGGGAAUUCUUAGAGAUGGUACAGGGGCGGCUACAUCCAACACACAAGAUACAUCAGCGGUUAGUUGGAAUAGACAGGCAAAUUUACCUUUUCCGACAAAUGCAAGCACCUUACCAUUAGGAUGGGUAGAUGCGAAAGAUCCUGCUAGUGGUGCUACAUAUUACUAUAACCAACAUACCGGAACAUGCCAGUGGGAAAGGCCUCUUGAGCUAUCUUCCACCACACCAUCUUUGCCUCCUAAAGAAGAUUGGAUUGAAACACUUGAUGAAACCUCUGGCCGUAAGUAUUACUACAAUACUAGGACACAUAUGUCGCAGUGGGAACUUCCAAGUUCUUUUCAGAAGCCCGCUUCCACAAACUCUAACAACGCUGUCACGAAAAGUACUGCUACUGGGAACGGCGAGCAUCCUCCAGAUCAGCUGCCUAGAUGCUAUGGAUGUGGAGGCUGGGGAGUAGGCCUUGUACAAAACUGGGGUUAUUGUGUUCACUGUACCAGAGUUCUCAAUCUCCCAGAACGUCAAUACUUGCCAGCAAGUUUAAACAACCUCAAAAAAGCUGGAGAUUCUGUCCAAAAGGAUCCAAAUCAGAGCAGGUCCAGUUCAAAACCUCCCAUAAAAAAGGGAUUAGGCAAAAAACGUGCUCAUGCCGAGGACGAUGAGUUGGAUCCAAUGGACCCAAGCUCUUACUCAGAUGCUCCACGGGGUGGCUGGGUUGUUGGACUGAAAGGAGUACAACCAAGAGCCGCUGAUACAACUGCCACGGGUCCUCUGUUUCAACAGAGACCAUAUCCAUCACCUGGAGCUGUUCUGAGGAGAAACGCAGAGGUGGCAUCAUCGCAGAAGAAGAAACCAAACUCUCAAUUUACGGAAAUCACAAAGAGAGGCGAUGGAAGUGAUGGUCUUGGGGAUGCAGAUUGAGAGCACGACUCAUUGUUUAAGAUGGAUUUUACCUGUCUUCUUCUGCUUUGUCUCUAUCUUUCUCCAGAUAUGAUGUGGAGAGUAGGCUGUUUACUAGUUAAUGAACACGAGCGGUAAUCAAUGUGAAUUUAAGCACAGGGUUCAGUGUUAUAUGUAUACAUAUAAUCACCAUCAAUUACUUCAGUAUCUUCCAUCUUCAA
This is a messenger RNA of Capsella rubella, 1711 nucleotides long. RefSeq names its product polyglutamine-binding protein 1. The coding region runs from base 114 to 1511 and encodes 465 amino acids. Gene Ontology annotation, biological process: alternative mRNA splicing, via spliceosome. NCBI's taxonomy places the organism in Eukaryota, Viridiplantae, Streptophyta, Magnoliopsida, Brassicales, Brassicaceae. The transcript is spliced from 12 exons. Gene Ontology annotation, molecular function: ribonucleoprotein complex binding; protein binding. The record is from RefSeq and is a predicted model, not a curated record. Gene Ontology annotation, cellular component: cytoplasm; nuclear body.